UACAGCUGCAUCCUCACAUGCAGUUGCUGCAAAACUCAAUGCAACACUGGCGACUAUAGCACUGACCCUGCCUGCAGCCUUUCUGCAUGGCAAAAUCCUUAGAUAGUCCUUAAAAAUCAUCGUACAGAUGAUACAAUAUUUUAAUUUUAAACAUCUUACAGCUUAGUAAGCUUUCCACCAUGGUGCUCGGAAAGGUGAAGAACUUAUUCGUCAGCUACGACUGUCUCAAUGACAGCAAUGUCCCGGUAUUCGCCAGCGGGGACGUUGUCUCAGGUCGAGUAAUCGUUGAAGUUACCGGAGAAAUUCGCGUGAAAUCUUUGAACAUUCACGCGAAGGGACUGGCGAAAGUUCGCUGGACUGAAUCACGCAAUGCUGGGUCCAACACUGCCUAUACACAGAAUUUCACGGAAGAAGUGGAGUAUUUAAACCACAGAGACGUCCUAAUUGGACAUGAUCGAGAUUAUGACAACUGCGAUGAUGGCUUCACCGUUCUUCAUUCAGGGCGACACGAAUUUCCCUUCAGUCUUGAACUGCCCCAGACGCCUUUGGCUACAUCCUUUGAAGGCAAACAUGGCAGCGUGCGGUACUGGGUGAAGGCGGAGCUCCACAGGCCGUGGCUUCUGCCCAUGAAAGUCAAGAAGGAGUUCACUGUUUUCGAGCACAUUGACAUCAACACUCCACUGUUACUGUCUUCUCAGGCUGGCACAAAGGACAAAACUCUUUGCUGCUGGUUCUGUAUUUCCGGGCCUAUUUCACUAAGUGCCAAAAUUGCGAGGAAGGGCUACACUCCAGGCGAGUCCAUCCAGAUCUUUGCCGAGAUCGAAAACUGCUCUUCCCGUGUGGUUGUGCCAAAGGCUGCCAUCUACCAAACUCAGACCUUCUUUGCCAAAGGCAAGGUCAAGGAGAUUAAACAGCUUGUCACUAACCUCCGUGGAGAUCCUCUACCCUCUGGCAAGACCGAGACUUGGGAUGGCAAGAUGUUUAAGAUUCCACCCGUUUCGCCUUCCAUUCUGGACUGCAGCAUCAUCCGAGUGGAAUAUUCUCUAAUGGUGUACGUGGACAUCCCUCGGGCUGUGAACCUGACCCUGAACCUACCCCUUGUGAUCGGCACUAUCCCACUCCACACUUUUGGUAGUCGUACCUCCUCCGUCAGCAGCCAGUGCAGCAUGGCCAUGAGUUGGUUGGGGUUGCCUGAGAGUCCUGAAGCUCCACCAAGCUACUCCGAAGUUGUCACAGAUGAACAACGACAGAACAAUCUAGAGGUCCCAGCUAUAAGGGAUGAGAUCGAAGGACCACUUUACACCUACAUUCAUGAGUUCCGUUACCAGCCCCCACCUCUGUAUUCCGAGGUUGACCCCCAUCCUGAAGAUGGGUUCACCCCCUUGGACAGGAGGCCAGAUACUUGUCCAUCCCGCUGAAGGAGUGACCACACCUGACCAGUGUUGUCAGGGAUCUCUAAUUUCUACAACAUUUAACCCUUAAGCUCGGGUUUGCUCUUCCUCAAUGUAGAGGCAGGAGUGGCUGUUUAUCUUGGUGAUGUAGAUAGAUAUCUUCCAGGAAACACUCCCAGUCCCAGGGGAGUCCACCAGGUCGACUCUAGCUCAGUGGCCCGUGCUGAAGAUCUUGAGCUAUCCUUCCCUUCCAUCCAUGGUGAAAAGAGCACAGACAAGAUUUGUAGGAGUAAAACUGUGCCUUUAUCAUCGAGAUGGACUAAACACAUAGCCACUGAAUGCAAGAAUGUAGUGGCCAAAAGUCUUGGUGCCUGUUCCUAAUUUUGGAUAUGAUUCUUCACUUGUUUGAAUAAUUAGACCAAAACAUCAUAGUGUUUAGGGACGAGACAACCACCUUUAGAUAAAAAAAGUAUCUCCCAACAACCAAUGCAAAGCCAACAACCACUCCAACAGAACAAAGGCAGACUUUUCUAGACUUUCUUUUUGUUGAUUGCUGGUUGUUUCUUGACGCAUAAGUGGCUUUACCACUUCAUAUUUCUUUAGAUUUUCUUGAAAUAUUUUGAGGAAAUUUGGAAACUGAAUAUGUGGACGUUAUGAGAAUUGCUGCAAAGCAUUUAAUGGUGGAAUUCAUGCCAUGUUGCCUUUCUGCUACAACUAUCGAACUACACUGCAAGAGCAUCAAAUAGCACAUGGCACUGUCUCAAGUGGCGAAAGAAAAAAGACCAUUCGUGUUGAGCGAGGGGGACACUCAUCGAGAUGCAAGACGAUUGACAUUCCUAAAUCAGUCCUUCAGCUCUCUGUUACAAAAUAGACAGAAAACUGCACUCCAGAACUCUUCGGUGUACUUUGUAUGUUGAACAACUGCAAGCUAAUUAACAGACUUUCUUUUGUUAGUACUUAUAUAAUAAUGACUGUGGCCUGUUGGCAUUGGCCCUUGUUGUUUUAUGACGAUUAGCACUUUUCAUUGCUUUCAAAGUGUAUACAUAAGCUUGUUUGCACAAGUCUAAUGAAACAUAUGCCAUGAAGUUUACACAUGUGAUUUUGGUAUGUUUGUUUACAUGGAUGCUAUUGUUAACAGACAAACUAAAAUCACUAGUUGUCCGUUUGGACUGAUAAAGCAAUCUUUUUGGCCUUGGCACAAAAAGCUUUAAUGUUUUUUUUUUUUUAACUGCUUAUGGCUGAAUUUGUGCACUUACUUUUACAUAGCAAAAAAGGGAAUAUGUAAUGUUUUUGAACUAUAUACAUUCUUACUUUUGGUGUUUGUGCUUAACAUUAGCAUAGGUCAUAUAGGCCAUUGCGUCACUGUUUAAGAGCCCCCUGUUUUUCUUGUCUUUUAUUUUGAAAGCACAUUCUCAAACAUGCACUUCCAGGGAAUCAAAUAGCCCUCAGAGACUCAACAUUAUUAAUAUAAUGUUCAAUGCUAACUAAAUACAUGUAUAUAGAAGACAAAGUUGCUCUUUGUUCAGGCAGGUCCAUAGCAAGGCAAAUUAAAGCUUCCAUUUUGUAAUUUCAGGGUCUGAUGGGUAUGAUUUAUGAAAUUGGUAUUUAAGACAAAAGGUGCAAUAUUCUCUGUUACACAAGUGUGUAAGUGUGUACACAUCGUUUUGUAUUCUAAGCUUGUUGCUUUUGUACCAUGGUUUUGUAGGUUGUCAAUUGUCACAGAAAAAAAUUCACUAGUUUGUUUUUCGCCUAAAUCUUUGAAAUAAAUGUCAUUUUCUACAAAAAA
Molecule: messenger RNA, 3177 nt
Organism: Xyrauchen texanus (razorback sucker)
Lineage: Eukaryota; Metazoa; Chordata; Actinopteri; Cypriniformes; Catostomidae
Product: arrestin domain-containing protein 3-like
Exons: 8
Coding region: 180-1418 (412 amino acids)
Biological process (GO): protein transport
Cellular component (GO): cytoplasm
Source: RefSeq, a predicted model, not a curated record